GAAAAACUGUCAUCACCGUCAUGUUCACUGCUUUCCAAGACCUGUCCUCUGUAUCUCACUGCACUUUUUACCCCCUCUCACACUCAGAUGAUUUAACCCGCAUCUUUCAGCUGAUCCUGUGAAGAGUUCAGUGACAGAAGCAGAAGAAGCUGUGUGUGUUUGUGUGUGUGUUUGUGUGUGUGUGCGUUGGCGGCUGAAACUCUUCACACUCUUCCUCCAGGAUGCACCUGCAGAGGUGAGCAGGGCCACCCGGGCUAAGCCACCGGGGCUUUUUAUGUCCAAGGCUAAGUCUUUCUCCAGGAGUUGGCUGAUCACCCUCCGAUGCAAUUAACCCAGCAAGAAGACUCUGUCAAGGGGGACUCAACGCCGACCACCGCAGCUCUCCAAUCCGACGGCAGCGCCGGGUCUCCGGCCAAAAUGUGCAGUGAAUGUUACGUCAACCAGUCAUUCGUGAACGAUGAUGGGACCGUGAACCACCACAAACCACGCUCCACCCCAAAAUCACUCCAGACAAACAACAGCGGGGUUAUCUUAGACAUCUCCACCCUUAAGAUGGAGCAGCUUGAAAGUGAGGUGCUUCCGCUGCCGCCCCGUUUUCGCUUCAGAGAUCUGCUGCUUGGAGACCAGAGCUUCCAGAAUGAUGACAGGGUGCAGGUAGAGUUUUAUGUGAAUGAAAACACCUUCAAAGAGCGUUUGAAGCUUUUCUUCAUCAAAAACCAAAGAUCAAGCCUGAGGAUCCGUGUGUUCAACUUCUCGCUGAAGCUGCUCACCUGUCUCCUGUACAUUAUCAGAGUGAUGACGGACAACCCUGUGCAGGGCACCAACAGCAGCCACAGUGCAGGACAGCAGAGCAGCGGCAAAUGCGUUAACUGCCAGUGGAACGGAUCAGUGCAGGACAGAGAGAUUAACUGGGAACUGAUCUUCUGGGUGGACAGGAAAGUUCCGGUCUGGGCCAUUCAAGUGAUUGUGGCCAUCAUCAGUUUCCUGGAGACUAUGUUAUUGAUGUAUCUGAGCUACAAGGGGAACAUCUGGGAGCAGAUAUUCCAAGUGUCAUUUCUUCUGGAGAUGAUCAACACAGUUCCGUUCAUCAUCACGAUCUUCUGGCCCUCAUUAAGAAAUAUCUUCAUCCCUGUGUUUCUCAACUGCUGGUUAGCCAAAUGUGCUUUGGAGAACAUGAUUAAUGAUGUCCACAGAGCCAUCCAGAGGACCAACUCUGCUAUGUUCAACCAGGUCCUCAUUCUCAUCUGUACUCUGCUCUGCCUCGUGUUCACAGGAACAUGUGGAAUCCAACAUUUAGAGCGAGCAGGAAGAAACCUCUCCCUCUUCAAUUCCUUCUACUUCUGCAUCGUCACCUUCUCCACCGUGGGCUUUGGAGAUGUCACUCCUCGUAUUUGGCCCUCCCAGCUGCUAGUGGUCAUCAUGAUCUGUGUGGCGUUGGUGGUGCUGCCCCUCCAGUUUGAGGAGCUGAUUUAUCUGUGGAUGGAGAGGCAGAAAUCUGGAGGGAAUUACAGCCGCCACCGUGCACAGACAGAGAAACACGUCGUGCUAUGUGUCAGCUCACUCAAGAUAGAUUUACUCAUGGAUUUCCUUAAUGAAUUCUAUGCCCAUCCCAGACUACAGGAUUACUACGUGGUGAUCCUGUGUCCAAGUGAAAUGGACCUUCAGGUUCGGAGAGUACUGCAGAUCCCUCUGUGGUCACAAAGGGUCAUCUACCUUCAAGGAUCUGUUCUCAAAGACCAGGAUCUGCUGAGAGCCAAAAUGGAUGAUGCCGAGGCCUGUUUCAUCCUCAGCAGUCGUAAUGAGGUGGAUCGAAUGGCUGCAGACCAUCAGACAAUCCUCAGAGCCUGGGCUGUGAAGGACUUUGCUCCAAACUGUCCUCUUUAUGUGCAGAUACUCAAACCGGAAAAUAAGUUUCAUGUCAAAUUUGCAGAUCAUGUUGUGUGUGAGGAGGAGUUCAAGUACGCAAUGCUGGCUCUCAACUGUGUCUGUCCCGCCACCUCCACCUUGGUCACGCUCCUAGUGCACACGUCUCGUGGACGAGAAGGACAGCAGUCUCCGGAGCAAUGGCAGAGGAUGUACGGAUGUUGCUCUGGCAACGAGGUCUACCACAUCCGACUGUGUGACAGCAAGUUCUUUGGAGAGUAUAAUGGCAAGAGCUUCACAUACGCUUCCUUUCAUGCUCACAAGAAGUAUGGUGUGUGUCUGAUUGGCAUAAAGAGGGAGGAUAACAAGAGCAUCCUGCUGAACCCGGGCCCACGCCACAUCAUGGCAUCCACAGACACCUGCUACUACAUCAACAUCACCAAGGAGGAGAACUCCGCCUUCAUCUUCAACCAGGAGGAGAGGAAGGGCCGCAGUCCAGGGGGAAUCUAUGACGGACCCUCGCAGCUUCCUGUGCAUAGCAUCAUUGCAAGCAUGGGCACUGUUGCGAUGGAUCUUCAGAAUACCAGUCCACCUGAUGCCCCAGGUGGUAAACUGGUCCCACCUACAGUAAACGGGACAGGGGGCCGACGACCCAGCAUCGCGCCCGUUCAGGAGAUUGCCGAUUCAUCCUCAAUUCUACCAUGCGACCUCCUUAGUGACCAAUCAGAAGAUGACUCGGUUUUCACAGACGAGAAAGGCCACUCAUCACCAGAGUAUGUGAAAGGUUAUCCCCCUAACUCUCCCUACAUUGGGAGCUCGCCCACCUUGUGCCAUCUGUUGGCUGAGAAAGCCCCGUUUUGCUGCCUACGACUGGACCAGGGUUGCCGGCACAACAGUUUUGAAGAUGCCAAGGCGUACGGCUUUAAAAACAAGCUCAUCAUUGUGUCCGCUGAGACCGCUGGGAACGGUCUUUAUAACUUUAUAGUGCCUCUCAGAGCUUACUACAGACCUAGAAAGGAACUGAACCCCAUUGUCUUGCUGUUGGAUAAUCCGCCAGAUAAUCACUUUCUAGAGGCUAUCUGCUGUUUUCCAAUGGUCUACUACAUGGCUGGAACCAUAGACAAUCUGGAUAGUCUCCUGCAGUGCGGCAUUAUCUACGCUGACAAUUUGGUGGUUGUGGAUAAGGAAAGCACGAUGAGCGCUGAGGAGGAUUACAUGGCUGAUGCCAAAACUAUUGUCAAUGUGCAGACGAUGUUCAGAUUGUUUCCCAGCCUCAGUAUUAUCACAGAACUUACUCAUCCAUCCAACAUGAGGUUCAUGCAGUUCAGAGCUAAGGACUGCUAUUCACUUGCACUCUCCAAGCUGGAGAAGAAAGAGCGUGAUAAAGGCUCUAACUUAGCCUUCAUGUUUCGCCUACCCUUCGCUGCCGGCAGAGUGUUCAGCAUCAGCAUGCUAGACACCCUGCUCUAUCAGUCCUUUGUGAAAGACUACAUGAUCCUCAUUGCAAGGCUGCUGCUGGGUCUGGACACCACUCCAGGAUCAGGAUACCUCUGUGCUAUGAAAGUAACUGAAGAGGAUCUAUGGAUAGGUACUUAUGGAAGACUGUUUCAGAAGCUCUGUUCAUCUAGUGCUGAAAUUCCAAUCGGGAUCUAUCGCACAGAAUCCCAUAUCUUCUCCACUUCUGAGUCUCAGGUGUCAGUCAGCGUGGACGACUGCGAGGACACCAAGGACAGAGGGUGCGAAUCCCGGUCCGCCGAGCAGUCCGAUCACCCCCUGCUGAGGAAGAAGAGCAUGCAGUGGGCACGGCGUCUGAGUAAAAGAAGCGUGAGGUGGCAGGGAGCGAACCGGGACUCCGGCAGGGACCACGCCCAACGCAUCGCACAGCAGCGCCUCAACCUGUACCGGCGAUCUGAGAGGGAGGAGCUGUCCGAGCUGGUCCGCAACCGAAUGAAACACCUGGGCCUCCCCACAUCCGGAUAUGAAGAUCUGACUAAUCUGACCGCUAGUGACGUCAUGAACAGAGUGAACCUGGGCUACCUACAAGAUGAGCAGAACGAUCAUCAGAACACGCUGUCCUACGUCCUGAUUAACCCGUCUCCUGACACCAGAUUGGAGCUCAAUGACAUUGUGUACUUGAUCCGUUCGGACCCUCUGGCUCACGUUCCUGAGGACCCUCCUGUCCACAGCAGCAGUCUGAAAGAAAGACGCGAGUUCACUUCAGACAUCAGAGAGGACACCCAGCUCUGAUGACCUCUAGCCCCUGUUGUCGACCCCCCCACCCCCACCCCCACAGCUGGCUGCACCAACACAGGCCUAAACAGCUAACAGAGGGCAUUGUGAGCUACUGUGUUCCAGCACUGCAGUCUGACACUGUAUUAUACGAGUGCCUACUGUUUGGCAGAUUUUCAUCAUCUCGCCACAGAUGACGUAUUUAAGAAUUGAGUGUUUGUGUUUACCAGAGCUCGUUCAGGUGAGCUUCCAUACAAGGUGUCUUUGAGUGUUAGUCUUUUUGCUGCGUGGUCCAUUUGGGUAAGUGCGCAUUAUGUAAUAAUGGUGCAAUAUGUAAUAAUGUAAUAAGUUUUCACCUCAU
Sphaeramia orbicularis (orbiculate cardinalfish) is the source of this 4453-nucleotide messenger RNA. It is a transcript of the gene kcnt1a, whose product is annotated as potassium sodium-activated channel subfamily T member 1a. Gene Ontology annotation, molecular function: intracellular sodium-activated potassium channel activity; outward rectifier potassium channel activity. Gene Ontology annotation, cellular component: plasma membrane. Lineage: Eukaryota; Metazoa; Chordata; Actinopteri; Kurtiformes; Apogonidae. Gene Ontology annotation, biological process: potassium ion transmembrane transport. The coding region runs from base 322 to 4110 and encodes 1262 amino acids. The transcript is spliced from 31 exons. The record is from RefSeq and is a predicted model, not a curated record.